AACAUUCGUGCGCUGACUGCCGGAGUCUGCCCGGCGGCUCACUUUAGUCGAGCGCGCGCGCGCUUCGAUAACAUUCCGAAUUUCGGGCGGGAAAUUCAAAAAUAGAAUACCCUUUUUCGAACUUUAUUUUUUUUAUUUUGUGCCUGACUGUUCCUGUGGUGGAUUUUUGGUGUUUUAUCCGUGAAACCGUGGCCGGCAUGCUUUCUUAGUCAUGGUGCUUUGUAAUUUAAGAUCACUGCUGGUGGCAGUUAUCGUGUUAAGUAAUUGCAUAGCAUGGACCGCAUCAAGACAUCAUUACACACACAAUGUCUCCGGGCACCGCAGCAGGCAUAGACGCCAGGGUAAAGGGCUGUAUCUGUCGUCGUCAUACGUGAUCCCAGGUGGAGAAGGCACUGGCUGGGGCGACUGGGGAGACAGCACCCCGUGCUCCAGAACCUGUGGAGGCGGUGUUGCUAGUCAGAAGAGGAUAUGUUUGAAGUUUGGUCCUGAUGGCCAACCGCAAUGUACUGGAGGGGACACAAAGUACUUCUCCUGUGAGACGCAGGACUGUCCUCCAGGCUCCGGCGACUUCAGAGCCGAACAGUGCUCCAAAUACGACGACGUUGAAUACAGGAAUAUCAAAUACAAAUGGAAACCGUACACUCGGGGCCCAAAUCCUUGCGAGCUGAACUGCAUGCCUCACGGAGAGCGGUUCUACUACCGCCACCAAUUGAAGGUCAUUGAUGGAACGCGGUGCAACGACGACUCGUUCGACGUCUGCGUCAAUGGCACUUGUCAGCCUGUAGGGUGUGAUAUGAUGCUGGGGUCCAACGCUCGGGAAGAUAAGUGCAGACGAUGCCGCGGCAACGGCAAGAACUGCUACACCACCAACGGGGUCCUCGACACCCAGGAUCUUAUAAAGGGCUACAACGACAUGCUGCUCAUACCAGAAGGCGCUACAACCAUUGUGAUUAUGGAAGUGAAACCAUCAAAUAACUACUUGGCACUCCGAGCUAAAAACGGCACGUACUACCUGAACGGGGACUACCACAUCGACUUCCCGAGGAGUAUGACGAUCGCCGGCGCGCUCUGGUUCUACGAGAGGAGUCAGCAAGGGUUCGCUGCGCCAGACAAACUUCGCUGCUUAGGACCUACCACCGAACCUCUAUACCUUUCUCUCCUCCUUCAAAGCGUCAACGUUGGCAUCGAAUACGAAUACAGUCUGCCGACGGAGCGCGCGCCGCGCCCCACGCAGAACUACACGUGGGUGCACGAACACUUCAGCGAGUGCUCGGCGACGUGUGGGGGGGGUUUCCAAACUCGAAACGUGACUUGCCGCACGCAAAUGGACUUGGAGUUAGUGGACGACGCCCUCUGUGACGAAGGGCUGAAGCCAGUCACUAAUCAGACGUGCAAUAAUAAUGUGUGCCCCCCACAAUGGGUCACAGGGGAAUGGGGCUCUUGCUCCCAUCGGUGUGGACCUGAUGGGACCCAAUCCAGAGAGAUACAGUGCGAGAAAAUUAUUGUUAACGGGUUCCGAUCAAUCGUUUCUGACAAGGAAUGCUUCGACUUACUUGGACCUAAACCAGAGAAAUUCAGGAAAUGUAAUGUCAACACCACGUGCCCAACAUGGUUCACUGGACCUUGGAAACCGUGUGAUACAUUAUACGGUGAAGGUAAACAAACCAGGCAAGUGGUGUGCUACCAGAAAAAUGGGCGUCGUAUUGAUGUACUAGACGAUUCUGAAUGCACUGACGAGAGACCUGAAUCCGAGCAGAAAUGUAUGAUUCACUCUGAGGAGAGGACCGAUUGGGUCGCAUCGGAAUGGUCUGGGUGUGACAACUGUUUCUCCACUAUGCGUACAAGAAUAGCUAAAUGUACGACGUAUGACCGGAAGCUGGUGGAUGAUAGUUUCUGCGCCCACCACCCCCUGCCAAUACUGCAGGAGCCAUGUGACGCCGCCACGUUACCAGCCUGCGACGUGCAGUGGUACGCCACGCAGUGGAGCAAAUGUUCGUCGGAGUGUGGCGACGGCACCCAGACCCGGCGCGUGUUCUGCGGUAUCUACGUGAACAACACCGUGGUAGAAGUCGAGGAGAGCAAGUGCGCUGGCCUGACCAAGUACAGUGAGAAGAGAAACUGCACCGUGCCCAAGGAGAAGUGCCCCUCGCUGUGGUACACCGCGCCCUGGUCGAAGUGUAGCAAAGAAUGUGGCGGCGGUGAACAAAGCAGGCGCGUGCUCUGCCUCCGCGGCGACCAGUUCGUCUCCGACUGCAGUGGCCUCAACGUACCCGACUCCGUGCAAGUGUGCAACACUGGACCUUGUAAUAAAGAUGAAAUUAUCACACUGGAUUCCCACUCCACUCCAAUAAUGGACGAAGAGGAUUGUGACUACGAGGAAUAUUAUCCCGAAAUCGGUCUAGAUUUCGCAUUAGCAUUCAGCGGACGUACGUCUCCAGACCUCAUGUUAAGCGACACUCCAUCAGCUGAUAUCGAUUCUGGCACAGAAACUGGAUCAAUUGAUACGGAUUAUAUCACGGUGUCUGAUGACUUCGGUAUAUCUGAUGAUGGGUCUGGUAGUGGCUUCUCAAGCUUUUCAACUGAUUUCACAUCUGAUACUACAGACGACUACAGUACCGAUUCUACGGAUUCUACUGUCACCGAAUCUAGUGUGUCACCGAGCAGCGUCUCAGACUUAAAGCAUACUCCUCGUUCUGAGAAUGGAACAGUGGAACCCAAGGCAGCAAUCGCCACAAAAGACACCACCACAUCCGAGACGGAAACUUCAGUAACAGAUUUGGAUUACUCAACUAUUGAAGACACAGAUUACACAGUAACCGAUUCAUCAACGAGCUCAGAUGAAACCACAGGUACGGACGAUGAGUCAAGCACUACAACUGAUUUCAGCAGUUCUGACUCUACUAUAACCGAAACAUAUGAAUCAGGUUCAACAGAUUCUUCUACUUUAAAAGAAAUAUCUGAGACUGCGACGGAUACCCCUGGAUUAAGUGCAACCAGUGGUGAUGAAAUAUCUGCAUCGGAUAAAUCGAAAUCGACAGACAUAUCAGAAACAACCGAAAAAUUAGACUCAACGUCUUAUUCGGCCACCACGGAAUCAUCUACCGAUGAGAGCACUGUCGAGUUUGAAAGUUCAUUAUAUACUGAGGACACGUCUGCCUCCACUUCCUCUGAGUUAUCUUCUAGGGACAUAACUGACGAAUCUAGUACACCUUAUACCAAAGACACAGAAGGAAUAACUGCAUCUGGUUCAACUGAAUCAACAUUCACCGAUGAAACAACCAUGUCUAAAGUAACGGAAGAAUCUUCAGUUGCAGAGGAAGAAACGACGAAAACAACAAUUACCGAAGAAGUAUCAGGUACUAGUGAAAGCGCGUCUGUUGUCAGCGAUAAAACCACAAUGACAACCUUGUCUGAAGAUACUGGAAAAACUUCAGUCUCUGAGGAAAUAACUACUGAAAUGACAGUUACUGAAGAAACGUCGGAAACUAGCCCAACUGAGGGUACCAGCGAUAAAACGACAAUGACUACGGUGUCUGAAGAGACUGAAGCAUCUUCAGUUACUGAGGAAACAACUACUGAAACGACAGUUGCCGAAAAUGCAACAGAUAUAAGCUCAACUGAAGUUACUGCUAGCGAUAAGACUACAAUGACUACCAUGUCUGAAGAGACUGAAAAAACUACUGAAGAAGCAACGACUGAAAUUACAGUUACCAAAGAAGUAACAGAAUCUAGCUCAACCGAGACUGCUACGAGCGAUAAAACAAUAAGUACCUUGUCUGAAGAGACUGGAAAAACUUCAGUCGCUGAGGAAUCAACUACUGAAAAGGUGACAGAAGCGACAGUGACUACUAUGCCUGAAGAGACUGGAAAAACUAUAACUUCUGAGGAAAUAACGAUCAAAACGACAGUUACCGAAGAACCAACAGACGUUGGUUCAUCUGAAGCUAUUACCAGUGAUAAAACGACAGUAUCUACUGCAUCUGAAGAGACUGGAAAAUCUUCGGUCUCUGAAGAAGAAACUGUUAAAACGACAGUUGCCGAGGCAUCAACAGAACCUAGUUCAACUGAAGCUAUUACCAGCGAUAAAACGAAAAUGUCUACUAUAUCCGAAGAGACUGGAAAAACUUCGGUCUCCGAGGAAAUAACUGUUAAAACGACAGUUAUCGAAGAAUCAACAGAACCUAGUUCAACCGAAGCUAUUACCAGCGAGAAAACGUCAGUGAUUAGUACAUCCGAAGAAACUGGAAAAACUUCAGUCUCUGAAGAAGUGACUGUUAAAACGACAGUUACUGAUGAAGCGACAGAAAUUACUUCAACCGUAUCUAUUGAAACUAAAGAAACAUCAGUGUCUGGAUCCACAGAGGAAUUAUCAACUCAAGCAAGCUCUAAAAUAGAAUCCCCAACAACAGAAUCAGGAAUUACGUCGCAUACUACUUAUGAAGAGUCUACUGUAUCCACGACCGAAAAAGGUGAAGUUACGUCAGAGACUACAGAGCUUACUAAAUCAGUGGUUUCUACCGAAACAAUGCUGUCAACUACAGAAAAAGAAGAAACGAUUAUGUCAACAACGGAAUUAAUAUGGACUGAAGAAUCUUCUUCUACUACUGAAAGUACAGAAGAAACGGGUUCGACGACUGAGAUAAGCUCUGAAUAUACUGAAAGUACACCAGCUAGCCAAAUCAUCGAAGCUAGUACUACAGUUGCACCAGAAACAAAUGAAACUGGCACACCUGCUUCUGCUUUACCCGUUGAAGGUUUUUCGACUUCUACUGAAGGUAUUACAACACAAGAAAGUGAAGUAACAGUUAUUACUACUGAAAAAUCGAAACCCGGUACCACACUACGUAGUCCAUGGUCUACACCAACGCAUAGACGUCGCUGCAAACCAAGGAAGCGGACUUGCUCCAAGACCAUGUUCGGAUGUUGCCCCGACCGUAAAACUCCAGCCAAAGGACCGUACGAUGAAGGUUGUCCUCGGCCCAAGACCUGCCACGAAUCUAAAUUUGGCUGCUGUCAUGACGGAUUGUCGCCAGCCCUCGGGCCCUUCGAAGAAGGCUGUCCGACCAUUUCGUGUACGGAUACUCUCUUCGGAUGCUGUUUAUCUGAUAACACGACCGCGGCAGAAGGCAAUGACCAAGAAGGUUGUCCACCACCACCACCAGCUUGUAAAUCUACAGUAUUUGGAUGCUGCGCAGAUGACGAGACUGAAGCCAGGGGCCCUGAUAAGGAGGGAUGUCCUGAACUUACUACUAGCACAGAGCUACCGAGCACAACCGAAUCUGAAGCGCAAACCGAGCCAGAAUCAACAUCAUCAAGCGAGGCGACCACAACAAACAUCUUCUCUUCCUCCAUUGCAUACGAGAACUGCACCACGAGCGAAUUCGGAUGCUGCUUCGACCAGGAGACGCCCGCCACUGGUCCUCAGGGAGAAGGCUGCCCGUGUAAUUCUACUGAAUUUGGUUGCUGUCCUGACGGUGUUUCGCCAGCUAGAGGCAACGACUUCGAAGGCUGUGUGAUCACAUGCAACCUAUCCUCAUACGGUUGCUGCCCUGACGGUGAGACUCCAGCUCACGGGCCAGACGGCCUUGGCUGCUGCCUGCUGUCCGCUUACGGAUGCUGUCCUGACAACAGAAAACCAGCAGUUGGACCUCACCUGGAAGGUUGUGGAUGCCAAUACUCAAGCUUCGGUUGCUGCCCUGACAACGCGACUGUCGCUAGAGGACCUAACUUCCAGGGCUGUGGCUGCCAGUACACGGAACAUGGAUGCUGUCCUGACAGACACACGGAAGCAGCUGGACCCGACUACGAUGGCUGCGGUUGUCACACUUACCAGUUCGGUUGCUGUCCUGAUGGUGUCACUAUUGCUAAGGGUCAGAACCACCAAGGUUGUGACUGUAGAGACUCUCAGUAUGGAUGCUGCGGAGAUGGCAAAACACCAGCCACUGGUCCUGAAAGGGAAGGUUGCGACUGCGCGACAAGCGAGUAUGGUUGCUGUCCAGACGGACUCUCCGAGGCUAAAGGACAUAAGUUCUACGGAUGUUCUGACUUGCCAGAGAAUAAACAAGCGGCCUGCGGUCUGCCCCACGACCGCGGUACCUGCCGCAACUACUCCGUAUACUGGUACUACGACUUGGAGUACGGCGGCUGCUCAAGGUUCUGGUAUGGAGGAUGCGAAGGAAACGGCAACAAGUUCGCUACCAAGGAAGAGUGUGAAGAUGUUUGUGUUCAACCUGCACCUAAAGAUGCCUGUAACCUGCCGAAGGUCAAGGGAGCCUGUUUGGGCUACAAUAUUCGCUGGUACUACGACGCCGAGCAAGAGCAAUGCAGUCAGUUCAUCUAUGGCGGUUGUCUUGGCAAUGCAAACAACUACGCCUCACUACAACUUUGUCAAGAGCAAUGUCAACCUGAAAGGAGUGAAGAUCAAUGCCGUCUGCCAAUUGACCGAGGGUCUUGUUCCGGCAACUUUGGCCGCUGGGGCUUCAACAGCGAGACGCGACGCUGCGAGCAGUUCAUAUGGGGCGGUUGUGAGGGCAACACCAAUAGGUUCAGCUCUGAGAUCGCUUGCAUCCAGCGUUGUGACCCACCAGGGAAGCCCAAACCACAAUGCAUGGAGAAUCAGGAUGUUGGCAAUUGCACGGAGAAGCAACCUGCGUGGUUCUUCAGUCAGACAGAGGACCGUUGUGUGCCGUUCUACUACACCGGCUGCGGCGGCAACGACAACAGGUUUGAUUCCGAGCAGGGCUGCGCACAGGCUUGUCCUAGUGCUUAUGUGCCCGACCUGUGCACUUUGCCAGCAGCGAUCGGCGACUGCGCCGACUAUAGAGAGAGAUGGUACUACGACACUAGAGAAAAGAGCUGUCAAAGAUUCUACUACGGAGGAUGUGCCGGCAACGGCAAUAACUUCGCGACUCAAGCAGAGUGCGAGGGCCGUUGUUCAGAGGCCAAGAUUACAACUACAGUACGGCCAACAGAAGCUCAUCCUCUCACAGAAAUGUGCUUCAUGGAGAAAGACCCUGGACCUUGCACGGACACAGAGACGCGCUGGGUGUACGACUACAAACUGGGCAAAUGCGUCACCUUUGAGUACGGCGGCUGCGGCGGCAAUAGGAACAACUUCCCCACCGAGGAGUAUUGCCAAUACUAUUGCGGUACCGCGCAAGAUAUCUGCCAGCUGCCGAUGCGGUCAGGUCCGUGCACUGAGUCUCUGAUGAGAUGGUUCUACGACCCCUCCUCGGACAGUUGCAGCCAGUUCACUUACGGCGGCUGCGACGGUAAUGAUAACCGAUUCGAAACUCGUGAUGACUGCGAGAGCCGCUGUAGGACUGGCUCUGCUCAAACGACAACCACACCCACCACAAGCGUCACUGUUGCUGUGGACUCAAGAAUCGCCGAACAACUGCCAACGGAAUGCCACAUUUCCCCAUCAGAAGAACCCUGCCAGCGAUCUGGCCAGGUGUGGUAUCUGGACCAGAGGCUCGGCGAGUGUGUAUCUCACGAUAACUUGGACUCCAGUGACUCCUGCCGACACACCGGCGUGUUCCCGACGCAGGAGGCUUGCGAGCGCACCUGUGGCGCCUUCAGGAACAUUAAUGUAUGCCGCUACGACCUGGAUCCAGGUCCGUGCAGGACCUACGAGGCUAAAUACUUCUUCGACAAGGCGUCAAGAAGUUGUCGCGAGUUCGCAUACGGCGGCUGUCAUGGCGGGCCCAACAGGUUCUCCACCAUCGACGAGUGUCAAGAAGUGUGCAGAUCUGAAAUGGACCCGUGCAAGCAAGUUGUGGAACCAGGCGACUGUACGUCUCGCUACGUGAUGUGGUACUAUGACAACGUGCGGGACACUUGCCUCCAGUUCAUCUAUGGAGGAUGUCAUGGCAACGAGAACAGGUUCGAGACAUUGGAAGACUGCGAAAGAAAAUGCCGACAAAGGCCAGAGAGCGUGUCUACGACUACAGCGUUUAUCGCAACCACAACUACAACUACAACUUUAGCCCCAACACUUCCACCCACUGUAGCUGAGCCAAUAGCAGAAGAGUGCCGCACGCCAGAAUCGUUGGUACCUUGCGGUGCUAACAUCACGACGUACUACUACGAUCAGGAGAGCCGCAGUUGCGUCCAGGGCGAUAUCGGCGGCUGUCGGUACGCAAACAGCUUCCGGACUGAAGAGGAGUGCGAGAGAAGAUGCGGUGCUUUCAGAGACAUCAACGUUUGCGAAGCCCGCCUCGAUCCUGGUCCGUGUCGUUCUUCAAUCCCGAAAUUCUACUGGGAGCCCGCAUCAGGCAGCUGCCUGCAAUACUCGUACGGCGGCUGCGGCGGCGGCGCCAACAGAUUCUCAACCAUCGAGGAGUGUGAGGAGAUCUGCGGAAACACUGGACCUGCGGCGGCGUGCAAGCAGCCGGUGUCGACGGGCACGAGCGCGUGCGGCGUGCCGUCCCGCCGCUGGUACUACAGCGUGCUGGACGCCAACUGCCUCGUGUUCGCGUACCAGGGCUGCAACGGCACCGACAACAGCUUCGUCUCGUUCGAGGAGUGCGCAGACCUCUGCAAAGUUUCACGAUUGCCCGAUGUUGUAGGACCAGAUUGCGGACCAUACGAGGAGGAGUGCCUUCAGCUGGUGUGUCCGUACGGCAUAUCGCGGGAUCCGACCCCAGAGGGAUGCACUCGCUGCGCAUGCGUGGAAGCGCCCGUUGACUGCGCACCGAUGCGCGUCGAGUGCGAACAGAUGCGCUGUACCUACGGAAUGGCGAGGACGCAGGAUUUGAAUGGAUGCGAGAAAUGUUCAUGUCUACCUGAUCCGUGUGUGCGCCAGCGCUGCCCUCUGGGAGAGAGCUGCGUGGCCAUCGCUAAAAGGGACCCUGUCACCAACGACGCACAGUUCUAUGCUGUUUGCAAACCAGUGAACGAAGUAUUACCCGACUGCGACCGAUUCAACGACGAGUGCUCGCGCUUACGCUGCGAGUACGGCGUGCAGCGCACGCGCACUGUGGACGGCUGCGAGAGGUGCUCGUGCGUGCAGGUCGAGAUCGACUGCGAGCCGCUCAAGCUCGAGUGCGAGCGACUCAAGUGCCAGUACCUUGUGGAGAGACAAGUCGGCGCCGACGGGUGCGAGAGAUGCCGUUGCAGCGAGCAUCCUUGCAAGAACAAGGAAUGCGGCCCCGGGGACCGAUGUGUUCCCACGGCGUACUUGGACCCCAUUACUCAAGAGUCCAGGUUCUCUUCUGAGUGUAGACCAGUGAACAAGACCGGCUACUGCCCCGUGGAGCAGGCGUCGACCACGGAGUACCCGUGCCCCAACGAGUGCGUGGACGACGCGGACUGCCGCGGCGUCGGCAAGUGCUGCGCGCGCGGCUGCGGGCGCGCGUGCGCGGUGCCCGACGCGCCCACGUCCGCCGCGCCGCACACCACCACGCAUGCGCCUGACUUGCCGCAGUCCCCACAAGUGAGCCAGGAGACGGAGCCCGAGGUGGCGGCUGAGGAAGGCGGCAAAGCCACUCUCCGCUGCAUCUUCCACGGCAACCCACCGCCCAAGAUCACCUGGAGGCGAGGCGAGAUCACUAUCGACGGCGACAGAGAUCGGUACCGCCUCCUUUCCGACGGCUCGUUGGAGAUCGUCUCCGUGUACCGAAACGACAGCGGCGUCUACAUCUGCGUCGCUGAGAAUGACCUCGGCACCGCCAGGCAGGAGAUCUACCUCAAGGUCAAGGAUCCGGUGGAGACUCCGGCCGGCAUCGCUGGCGAACAAAGGCAAGAAAUUAUCGGGGUACUGGGCAAGCGGCUUGUCAUACGAUGCCUCACUUACGGCUACCCUACACCGUACGUGUCCUGGCACCGCGGACUCUUCGGCUCCAUGGUGCCCUACAGCAGCUCUCUUUACGAAGCUAGGGACAAUGUGCUACUCAUUAGAAGACUUACGUACGAGACAGUCGGCGAAUACACGUGCCAAGCGUACAAUGGAAAAGGACAACCGGCCUCGUGGCUGGUCGUGGUCAAGGCUCACCAGACAGACGACGAACCGAGCAACAACCCAUACAUCCUGCCGAGGAUCAGGGAGCCAGAUGAGGCGAUCCACGUGGAAGUGAAAGAGGUGACGCCAAGACACGUGGCCACGUUCACAACAACGACGUCGACGACUCCUGAACCCGAGAUAGAUAGCGGGGCUAUAUUUAACGUGCCGGUACAUACGAAGCUAGCAGCGUCCAGCUCCUCGCUCACGGCUGGCUCCGAACUGGUGCUGGAGUGUGAGGUGGAUGGCUACCCUGAGCCUGACGUCUAUUGGACCAAGGACGGCAGGAGGAUCAUACCUAAUGAUAAUAUAAGGAUCAGCGGAUCGAGUGUGUCACACCUCACAGUGGCGCGUGUGGCGCUCUCCGACGCCGGCAUGUACGAGUGCCAUGCGCGUAACAACUACAGCUCGCACUACUCCUACCUUCAGAUUGCUGUUCAACCUCUGACGAUCCCAGCCAAAUGUACGGACAGUCCGUUCUUCGCCAACUGCCCUCUGAUUGUGCGCAGCAAGUUCUGUCAACAUAAAUAUUACUCCAAGUUCUGCUGCAAGUCUUGUCUCGAGGCGGGCCAGCUCAGCGCGCACGAGGUGGAGAUGCAGGCCGACCAGCCGCUCGUCAGGAAGUGACCCGCCACCGUCACCAUCGCCACUGCCGACCAGCAUUACACACCAACUGUAUCUCCUAACCAGCCUUGUUAUGACCACUGUGGUCAUUUUAGAGAUCUGAAUUAAAAAAAUUGUUAGGAAUCCAUAAAUUUCGUAAACAGGAUUGUUUAAUUAAUAGAGGAAGUACAUUCUUAAGGCUACUUGAACUAAAAACCAAAACUAAUUCUGACUAGAUGCGUAUCAAAAAAAAGCGUGACGUCAUUCCCUUGUUAAUUUUAAAAGAUGCCAUAUAAAUGCUCGAAUAACUGCCUAACUGAAAAUUCUUCGUAAACUGGAAAAGACAAAAUAAAUUUGACCCAACAUCGGAUUAAUUAGGUACUUCAAAAUCUAUCUUCAAAAACUAAUUUUAUUCAAAGCAAUGCUGUCUAGAUCAGUGACGGUCUGACAAAACCAAAAAGAUCACCGAUAGAAGACCCUGCGUGGUGCAAAAAAAUCCCCAUUUUAAGUUUCGCAGAUAAAAUAUAAAAAAAUGUCCUCAAAGGUCCGUGCGAGGGCUCUAUAGCAGGUCAGUCUCAGUUAUCAUGUAUCCUUAAGGUAUACUAGUCGAUCCACGUAGCUUGUUCAAAGGUUGGUCGGCAGUGCGGCAUUCUGGUAUAUUGUGCCAUACGUAGGUGUUACGACUAUGAAGUCGCGGACCGCGACCGACGCUCUCACCAUACCAUAGAUGUUAGUGUAGAUAGAAUAUGUACAUGUAAAUAAAAUUAUUUUUAUUAACGUCACAUCUAUUUGUGGUUGAAUAAAAUGUUUACAGUAUAGUUCAGGUUAAACUAAAUGUGGAGGCCUCAUUUUAUUUGCGAAGACAACUUCGAACUCAGUACAUCUUUAUUUGUCUCUUUCUAAACCGCUUUGAGAGUUCGACUCUAGAGUAGGACAACAAAUAUCUUGUCAAGUAUUCUGCGUGUGGCCUCCAUCAUUUUCUCUAACUUGUGGAUUAGUUAUUUGUGGACCUUAGUCAUUAAGUUUAGCCAAACUUUUUCGACGAAUACUCAACGGGGCCUCCAGGCUGUUCCGUAGCUGAAUAGAUAGGCAGUAAAUUAUUUAUGUAAUAAGUGUCUAAAGCUUAAUAAAUAACAACACAGUUAGAGUAACUGGAGUUAAUUUCAUUAUAAUUUGUGUAAGUGUAUUUUUCAUAUUGUGACAAUGUAAAUAGACGAAAAAUGAAUAAAAUAUA
This is a messenger RNA of Manduca sexta (tobacco hornworm), 11837 nucleotides long. RefSeq names its product papilin-like (gene Ppn). The transcript is spliced from 58 exons. The record is from RefSeq and is a predicted model, not a curated record. Gene Ontology annotation, biological process: extracellular matrix organization. NCBI's taxonomy places the organism in Eukaryota, Metazoa, Arthropoda, Insecta, Lepidoptera, Sphingidae. Gene Ontology annotation, cellular component: extracellular region; extracellular matrix. The coding region runs from base 212 to 10627 and encodes 3471 amino acids. Gene Ontology annotation, molecular function: metalloendopeptidase activity; serine-type endopeptidase inhibitor activity.